Messenger RNA from Fonticula alba, 255 nucleotides. RefSeq lists its product as hypothetical. Bases 1 to 255 code for a protein of 84 amino acids. The transcript is spliced from 2 exons. NCBI's taxonomy places the organism in Eukaryota, Rotosphaerida, Fonticulaceae. The record is from RefSeq and is a predicted model, not a curated record.
AUGGACUUUCACAACCCCCUUUUCCAACGCCUCGCCCGGUGGACCCUUUUCUUCCUGCUGAAUCGGCAAAAAAACAUCGCCCUCCGGAAGAUGGCCCACUUCCGCACCCUCACCUUCACCACCGGCCUGGCCUUCGGCACCGUUGCCGGCGCCUACAUUGCCCAGAACUACAACGUUCCCAACGUCCGCGAGUGCUUCAACACCCUGUACGACAUGGUCAUGGACAUCGAGCGCGCCUCUCGCAAGAACGACUGA